This is a messenger RNA of Leptosia nina, 1317 nucleotides long. NCBI's taxonomy places the organism in Eukaryota, Metazoa, Arthropoda, Insecta, Lepidoptera, Pieridae. The record is from the annotation of a GenBank genome assembly.
AUGAGGGAAAUUGAUAUAGUCUUAAAGGAAAACUUCACUUUGGACUUUCGGGAGCUAUCCACAUCCAUGUAUCUAACGGACAGCUAUGUCAACCACUCGCUAGAAAUAAAUGUAACCACCAAUGAUUUGAUUUACACGAACCAGUUCGAGGAUGAAGCGUUCUUUGUGUUUCUUGUCGUUCUGAAAUGUAUUAUUAUGCUAUUUAUUAUAACGGCAGCCAUUUUCGGGAAUCUGCUGGUGAUCGUAUCGGUGAUGAGGCACAGAAAGUUGCGUGUUAUCACCAAUUACUUCGUUGUGUCUCUGGCGCUGGCAGAUAUGCUGGUCGCGAUCUGGGCGAUGUGUUUCAACUUCAGCGUGGAGAUAACGAAUGGGGAAUGGCUGUUCGGCUACUUCAUGUGUGAUGUGUGGAACUCUUUGGAUGUGUAUUUUUCUUCGGCGUCCAUUCUGCACCUGUGCUGUAUAAGCGUUGACAGAUAUUAUGCGAUAGUGCAGCCGCUGGACUACCCCCUCAUAAUGACGACUGGUCGUUUAGGAGUCAUGCUGGCCGUGGUCUGGUGUAGCCCUGCACUAGUGUCCUUUCUGCCGAUCUUCAUGGGCUGGUACACCACGUUGGAACACCUGGAAUUCCGGAGACGACAUCCAAAGAUUUGCAGUUUUACGGUAAACAAGGUCUACGCAGUCAUAUCAAGCAGCGUUAGUUUCUGGAUCCCCGGAGUCAUCAUGAUCUUUAUGUACUACAGGAUCUAUGUAGAAGCAGAUAGACAGGAGAGGAUGCUAUAUAGGAGUAAAGUUGCUGCCCUCUUGCUGGAUAAACAUUUGCAAAUCAACGGGAUCUCCGUGGGUGACGUGAUGCGAGAGAGGCAGAGCAUCCAGAUGCAGCCGAUGGCCAGCAGCAAGAUGAAGAGGGAGAGGAAGGCAGCUCGGACACUUGGAAUCAUCAUGUCUGCGUUUCUCGCUUGCUGGUUGCCGUUUUUCUUGUGGUACAUAAUAACAGCGCUCUGUGGCGAAGCUUGCCCCUCCCCCCCGCCUGUUGUGGCUGCGGUCUUUUGGGUGGGGUAUUUUAACUCGGCUCUAAACCCACUCAUCUAUGCCUACUUUAACAGAGACUUCAGAGCAGCUUUCAGGAAGACGUUGGACUCCUGUUGCAGAUCUAUGUGCGGCAAUAUCGGCCGUCGCUACUGCGCCCAAAUGCAUCGCCGGGAGCACCAUCAUUCAAAUACAUCUGACAUGCACAUGAACAACUGCAUCAAGUCAACUUCAGCUGACGUAUUACGACAGCCGACUUGCUCUCGGAUAGAAGAAGCGAUUAGAACAUAG